Porites lobata is the source of this 1730-nucleotide messenger RNA. The record is from the annotation of a GenBank genome assembly. NCBI's taxonomy places the organism in Eukaryota, Metazoa, Cnidaria, Anthozoa, Scleractinia, Poritidae.
AUCACUGCUAUCAGUUUGGCUUUGACAAUCCUGAAGCGAAGGUAAGUUAACUUCUAAACACGCUGUAAAUAACGCUAAACGACCUAAAAUUUGUCAUGAAAAGAGCCGUUUCUUUUAUUCUAAAAAUAUAGUCUUGGAGAUUCCAUCGCAUUCAAGCCGUUCAUUUUUUUUCGAGGCAUAUCUUAAAUACGGACUGAAACUAGUGUUAACCAUAUUUAUUGGGCUUCCAUUUAAAAUAAUCCAAAAUACUUCAUAUAUCAUAAUCCAACUUUUAGUGCACAAUCAAGUUAGAGGACGUUGAAGAUGAAAUCACAAGUUGAACUGUCCACCAUGUUAUUUGUACUGAUUUUAUCGCUCAUGGCCGCUUUCUGCUCUGCUAAGGACAAAAAACCACCAGACACCAAGGUAACUGCAUUUAUACUCAUGGCCACUGCAAAUUGAUGUGAUUACUGUUAAAUAAUGUUAGUACGUUAGGGAAAAAAUAGGAAUAAAUAAAUUCAAACACAAACUAAAGGUGGUAUGACUACUUGUAAAACCUCAGAAAAAAUCGAUCAAUAUUUUGAAAAGAGAUAAAUUAUUUCACGUUUAAAACAAUUAAAAGUAACCUCGUUACUAACGUGGAAGAAUGUAUAUCCUCUUUGGUGAAAAAAUGAAUUUCUUUUAUCACAAUUAACUAUUUCAUGAAAGAAAUCCAACUUCAAACUUGCAACAUCAAGGAACUAGUUACUCAUUUUGAUUGAAACGUUAAAUGACAGAUAAAAUUGUCAAGAGCUUAAGGCAUUUUGUCACUGACUUUUCUCUUUUUGACAGCCUGUUUCAUCUUGUCCAACUUGUAAUGGCGGACAAACCGGGAUGUGGACAUACAUGACAUGCGUCCCAGGAGCCCCUGGGGCACCUGGCCGAGAUGGAGCCAAAGGAGACCUGGGCAGCCCGGGAAAAGCUGGGACCCAAGGACCACGUGGUGCUGAUGGAAAGAAAGGAGCAAAGGGAGAGCCUGGGAUUCAGGGGUCCGCCGGACAAAAAGGACAGCGAGGGGACAAAGGCGACCGUGGAACGCCACGACUGGCUUCACACAUGAACUGGAAGGAGUGCACUUGGAAAAAGGACGACCACAAAGAUUCAGGAUUGAUAUAGGUAAGGAAGUAAUAUGCCUGUUUAAUAAGAAAAACAAUACCGUUGAUAAAUUUCUCAAAACGAAGAAUUCAUAAAUAUAAUUGACUUUCAUGGUGUCACAGAUGACAUGAUUUUAAAUAUUUUCUUUCUUUCCUUCUUUCUUGUCUUUUUUGUCGUUGUUCAGAACUGUGAUUUUGUGAAGAAAUACCCGGACACUUCCCUUCAUGUCUACUAUGAUGGUAAUAUCGGGAUUUACAACUGCGCCGGAUGCUGUAGUCGCUGGUAUUUCAGCUUUAAUGGAGCCGAGUGCAGCUCUCCAGGAACUAUUGACGGUGCAUUCUACAUGCGAACAAGUACAAACCACAAUCUUCACCGUCACCGCCACAUUGAAGGCCACUGCAAUAACAUUCAAAAAGGAAAGGUGCGAGUGGGAUUCUGGGUUGGAAAGUGCGUUACAGGCCAUAAGCUUGCUGACGCCUAUACUGGUUGGCAUUCAAGGAAUCGUAUCUUCAUUGAGGAAGUACCAAAAGCUCAGCAGUAAGAAGGAGUCAUGUGAUCAUCUGGACUUUGAAACAAAGACGUUAGACUUGUGUUAUGAUGUAAUGAGGUUUCUAAAG